AUGUUGAACAGGGCAAGAAGUAAUCCUGUGUGUUUCCAGCAAGUUAGACACCUUUCGAGAAGGAAGAUUGCGUAUCCCUUCUAUCCGUUCAAGAAGCUGUCGAGAGAGCAUCCCAAGAAGCACGAUUCGAAUUUGAAGCAUGCCAUGAGACAGUUUCUGGGCCCCAGAAAUUACAAGGGAGAGUACCAGCUGAACAAGUACACGAGGAUCCCCAGAGACCAUGUGCCUAACUAUAUCAGUCCCAAUAGUGAGAGGGGCGAGACUUUGGUGAAUCCUGUGAACGGUAAUGUGUUGCAAGAGACGUUCAAUGGGAAGUACAAAGAGGUUGGGAAGAGUAGAACGCGUGAAGAUAGAAAGAAUUUGCGGCCGUUCCCUUUGAAUGCCAACUGUCAAACGAACUAUAUCAUUUCAGAUGAUUUAAAACGACAGAUUUACAACGACAUGGACCAAAACAAUCUCUCCACGCAACAGAUCUCGCAGAAAUAUGGAUUGAAGGUGCCCAGAGUGGACGCCAUAAUCAGACUCUAUAAGAUUGAACAGGAUUGGACAAAACAUAAUCUGAUUAAUCCAAGCUUGCAAACUAUGUCCGAGACUUUGUAUGGGAUGUUCCCAAUUUUCAAGCCCACAAGCACUAGAGAGAAUCUGAGUGAGAUUCCCAUCCCUUCUAGUGCGAAGAACUCCAGAUUCGUCACCAUUGCCGAGUCUGAACCGUUCGGUCCCAUUGAUGCAGCAAACGUCUUGGAUUUAGAACCAGCUGUAAAGACUCUGCAAAGGUUAUCGUCUGAAGAUGAAGAGCAAGUCAAGCAAGACACAGGGAGAAAGAGUCACAGAAGAAUCAUUCUUGGUGAGUUGAAAAGAGGAAACAGAUCAAGAUUCAAAUUCACCGAUAUUAGAGCUGAUAAAAUCGCAUAUCGUUACGGUUCUGGAAAUCGUGACAAUAAGAAAAAUCGUAAAAUUGGCUUCAAUGAGAUGGGCCAAAUGGUAUAUAUCUAG
Molecule: messenger RNA, 993 nt
Organism: Kazachstania africana CBS 2517
Lineage: Eukaryota; Fungi; Ascomycota; Saccharomycetes; Saccharomycetales; Saccharomycetaceae
Gene: MRPS35
Product: mitochondrial 37S ribosomal protein mS45
Exons: 1
Coding region: 1-993 (330 amino acids)
Biological process (GO): mitochondrial translation
Cellular component (GO): mitochondrial small ribosomal subunit
Molecular function (GO): structural constituent of ribosome
Source: RefSeq, a predicted model, not a curated record